Messenger RNA from Lytechinus pictus (painted urchin), 4614 nucleotides. Its product is annotated as NF-kappa-B-activating protein-like. The transcript is spliced from 8 exons. Gene Ontology annotation, cellular component: nucleus. Gene Ontology annotation, molecular function: chromatin binding. The record is from RefSeq and is a predicted model, not a curated record. Lineage: Eukaryota; Metazoa; Echinodermata; Echinoidea; Temnopleuroida; Toxopneustidae. Gene Ontology annotation, biological process: regulation of gene expression. The coding region runs from base 30 to 1385 and encodes 451 amino acids.
AUUUGUAUUAUUUUGUAGGAACUGCAAGGAUGGGGCCAGGGAUCAAAGAUUCCCACUCCCACAGGGGCAGAGAAAGAAGUCUGAGCUAUAGUCCAGACCGUAGAUCCAGUAAGAAGUCAAGACGGGAGGAAUCAAGGUAUCGCCGAAGUAGAUCUCGUUCUCGAAGCCGGUCAAGGUCAGAAUCAAGGGAUAGGUAUAAAUCUAGUAGGCCUAGGAACAGAUCUAGGUCCAGGUCCAGAGAAAGGAGGCGCAGCAGGGACAGGAGAAGGUCUUAUUCCUCAGAAAGUGAUAGGUCGGACAGUCGAAGCAGUUCUCGGGAAUCAAGAUCACCAUCGAGGGAGAGGUACAGGAGAGAUAGCCCUGGAGAGUACUCUGGCAGAAACCGAUCCCCACCCCAAAGGACAGGAGAUGAUCAUAGCAGAGACAGAAGAGACUCAAGCAGGGGUGGAGGUAGACGAAAGCCAUCUAGAUUUGGCUUAGGUUUUAAUAGAGAACAGUUUGAAAAAGACCUCAAUUCAAAGAUUGCAAAGUACAAGGAAGACAUCAAGCAGAAUGGAGAUCAAAGUGAUCGGAGGGCGAAUCAGAAUGGACACAAACGCAGACAUGAUGAGAACACUGAUCAGCUUAAUCUUUUCUUUGAGAGGAGAGCGCAAGAACGGGAGAAGAUAUCAGGCAUUGGAGUGCUUGAGGUCUGGAGUGCUUCACCAGAAAAACCAGAAGAAGAUUCUGAUGCUGGCGCAGAAGAAGAAGAAGUUGAAGAGGAAGGUUCAGAGAGCAGUGCAAGUGGGACUGAUAGUGAAGAGGAGAGAAGAAGAAGGAGAAAGGAGAGAAAAAGGAAGAGGAGAGCGAAGGAAAAGAAGAAGAAAAAGUCUAAGAAGAGUAAGAAGUCUCAUAAGAAGAAGAAAGUGAGUAGCGAUGACGACGACUCGGAUUCAGAUGAUUCUGUAGAAGCAGAAGACGAAGAGGAGCAGUGGGUUGAAAUUUCUAAAAAGAGACAAGGUGAUAAUGAGAUGAUAGGUCCUAUGCCAGCUAACACAGGCAUGUCAUCAUCUGGAUAUAUGGAUUUUGGUAAGGCUCUGCUGCCCGGUGAAGGUGCUGCUAUGGCUGCGUUUGUCCAGGAUGGCAAGAGGAUUCCUCGUCGUGGUGAGAUCGGUCUUACAAGUAAUGAAAUCUCAAGCUUUGAGGAUGUUGGCUACGUCAUGAGCGGUAGCAGACAUCGACGUAUGGAAGCUGUCCGUCUGAGGAAGGAAAACCAGAUCUACAGUGCGGACGAGAAGAGGGCGCUCCAAUCAUUCAACAAGGAGGAGCGUGGGAAGAGGGAGACCAAGAUCCUCUCGGACUUCAGGGAGAUGGUGCACAAGAAGACUAGGAGCAAGCCGAUGUAGAGAUGUGGAAUAGGACAGUCAAUAGGGCUGCAUUUAACCAGAACAUUGGAAGUGCCAUACUUAAUUCACUCUCGUACAAUUGGGCAUCAAUGCAUACAUGCCGCUUCAUACCCAGGAGGCACAAUGGAAACGUAGAAUUGGAUUGAUAACUACACUAUACUUGGGAAAUGAAUGAAAUUUCUCUAACAGUAUCUUCAAUGCCAGUAUCCUGUAUCUAGGUAUUAUUCUAUAUUUGCCACUUCAUACCCAUGAGAUAUAACUUGGCAUCAAGGAUGCUGACAAGUGUAGGUGUCUGUGUGUUGCCAUAUUGCCAUGGUCAAAAUGAUUUCUCAUAGGGUUUGAAUGAAUUGUGCUUGACUCCAUUUUUAAGCACUGAUCUCUUACGGAUAGGCACUAUUGUAUAGUUGCCACUUCAUACCCAGGAGAUGUAAAUUGAGAUAUAUGAUGCUGACAACAAUGUUGGAUACCUUAUGUUGCCAUGUUGCCAUAAUCAAGAUGUUUUCUUUAAGGUGUAAAUGAACUUUGUUUGACUCCAUCUUUAACACUGAUCUCUCAUUACUAGGCAUUAUGUCAUAGUUGCCUGGUCAUACCCAGGAGAUGUGAAUGGGGACGUAGAAUGUUGACGACAAUGUAGGCUACAGUAUGUUGUCAUACUGCCAUAGUCAGGAUGAUUUCUCAUUAAGGUUUGAAAUUAGUAACUUUAUUUGACUCCAUCUUUAGCACAGAUCUCUUAUGACUAGGCAUUAUGAUAUAGUUGCCACUUUAUAUCCAGGAUAUCAAAUGAAGACCUAGGAUGCUGAUAUCGAUGUGCUGAGUGUUGCCACUUUGACCAGAACCGGCAGUAAAGAAGUGUUGGCGCUAACAGAACACUUACAGUAGGCCUAGUCACAUAUUUUGGAUUGUGAUUUCAAACGUUGAUGUAAGAUGUGAAUAAUGCAUUGUUGUGACAUCGGGGGCCCGUUUCAUAAUGGACUUACAACUUUGCCAUUUUGGCAACUACCAUGGUAACAGGGCUCAGCAGCCAAUCAUAAUCAAGGUUUCCAUGGCAAACUUACCAUAGUUUUAACGCUUUAUGAAACAGGCCCCGGGCAUUGCUGCAACAUUAGGGGUUGUAACAGGGAAUGUAUUAAUGCAUUCUUAGUGCUAACAACAUAUCUGUGCGGCCGGUACAGGGAGAUAUCAUAUCAAACUCAAAGAUUAGAAUAUUUGCCUCAUUUCAUAAAGCUUAGUGGCAUGUUAUCAAGCAAUUUGUGUAGACUACUGAAAUCCUGCAAUUUGAUUGACCGAGAGCAAAUUUAUUAUACAUUUCUCGCAUUUGUCAUUGAUAUCAAGUUUAAUGAAACAGGAAUCUGUCGGGUUAUGAUAAGCAUUAAGCAAAAAGUGACUUGUAUAAACAGUAUCCUCAAAGUUGUUUUUAUUACAAUGUCAAUAAAAUUAAGUUAUAUUUCUUGUACAUGAUUAUAUGCCUCGCUUGACCAGCUUUUUAUAAGGCUGGUGUGAUUUUGGAUAUACAUGUUAUACUAUACUUCAAAUUUGUACUUAGUCUAAUGUCCAGAUAGUCUAAUCUCCACUUCUUAUUAUUUGUCACUUUAGGCGGUGCUGCACCAUCCCGAGUUUGCUCAAUCUCGAGAUUUUAGCCCGAUCGGCCCUCUUCGCGAUUAAUCUCGAGAUUCAAGAAACCCUGUCUCCAUCAUCGCAAGAAGAACGAUCCCUGCUCAAGCGAGGCAUCGAUGCAUUAUGGUCUAACGCCGUGAAUAAAUAAUCCCGAGUGCGUCUGCACCUACGAAUUAGCGCGAUAAUUCGUAAAAUAGCGCGCUAUUUUGCAAAUGAUCCCAAGUUGACUUGGGAUUGCAAUCUCGAGAUUAAUCCUACGAACUAGCGCGAUAAUUGCGUCUCCAUUGCAAAUAAUCUCGAGAUUGUUCAGAUUGGGAUAAUUUGUCGGAUCAGAAAUAGCGCGCUAAUUUGAAAACUCGGGAUGGUGCAGACGGCCCUACAGUCAAAUGAAAAUUAUGCUCAUCAAAAGUUAAUCUAAUAUUACAGAUUAAGUUUGGAUAUGAGAUAAAAUGGGUAUAACCAAACUGGAAAUUGGAUAAAAAUAGUAUGUGAAGUGGGCUAAAUGACAAUUGGACCUAAUGGUCUAGACCAAAAGGUGUUAUGUAGAUGAAAUGGUUGGAUACAGACUAGGAUUAGACCAUGUGGAAGGAGAACAAAUGGAAAGUUGACGAAAUGGGUGUUGACCAAGUGUAGAGACGGUGAUUUUCUGUGUCAAAUAUGUUCUUUUCCAUUUCAGAGAACCAGUAAUUCUGUUCCAUUUAAAUGGAAAUUCUUUUUUGUCAUAUAACAUGUACUAGUGUAUAAAAAAAGACAUUAAUUUUAAUUUGCAAAGGAAUUAGAAUGAAUUUUCACACGAAAUGUAAAGAACCAAAAUAGAUCCAUUUUGGUUUGCCGGUAAAUAGAAAAUCAUUGUCCCUACAAGUGGAAAUGUUUUCUUACUUGAUGAAAAAUCAGAUGAUCUUGUUCGUGAACACUGACCAGUAUAUCUCUAUAUUUAUUAUGAAGAAUUGCUUAAAUUUGUAAACUUUUGUAAACAAACGAGGAGACUGAUGACCUCAUCCACUCACUAUUUCUUUUGUAUUUCAUUGUAUGAAAUAUGUGAUAUUCUAGUUUUCUCCUGAUUGUCAAGUGAAACAAUGAUUUAUUCCCCCCUAAACAUGUGGAAUGAGCAUUGUUUAAUACUAUAUGAUUCAGUCAAGUCGGUCCUUAUUGUCAAAUCUGUAAAAAAUGAAAUAUUAUAUUAUUCAAACAAUAAAAAACAAAAGAAAUAGUGAGAGAGGGACAUCAUCGACUGUCUCAUUUGCAUGUCACCGAGUUGUGCAUAUCAAUGUUUUGUGAAAAUUAAGCGAAACUUUAAAAUGUCAUAACUUUCUUAUUUUACAUGCUAUUUUGAUGAAAUUUUCACUGUUAUGCUAGUAUGAUUUUUCUAUAUUUAUUCAAAUCAACAUUUUUCUGCGGUGGACUUUACCUUUAAAUCAUUUAAUUGACCUUUAAAUUAUUUAAUAGAAGAGUGUACUAAAAGGGCAUGUACACAAAGACCCACCACCAAGAAAGACUGCUUCCCCCCUUAUCUAAGAGGUAUAUGAAGGGUAAAGAUCCAUUUUUAAAGACUAUAACUGUAUAUAUAUAUUUCCUUUUUUGUCUGUAAAUGAAUUAUAAAAAAUAACAACUGAAA